This is a messenger RNA of Centropristis striata (black sea bass), 2882 nucleotides long. RefSeq names its product arfaptin-2-like. Gene Ontology annotation, cellular component: trans-Golgi network membrane. The transcript has 10 exons. The record is from RefSeq and is a predicted model, not a curated record. Gene Ontology annotation, biological process: regulation of Arp2/3 complex-mediated actin nucleation; intracellular protein transport. Bases 332 to 1504 code for a protein of 390 amino acids. NCBI's taxonomy places the organism in Eukaryota, Metazoa, Chordata, Actinopteri, Perciformes, Serranidae. Gene Ontology annotation, molecular function: phospholipid binding; protein domain specific binding.
UUAUUUUGAAGUGAUACUACCAAAGCUGUUAGCUGGCUGGAUGCAGGGAUUUUCUGGCUGAAUUACGUUGCAGGAAAAAUAACCAUGGAUUUCGCAUUUAAUUAUCAUUAAAAACAACGGUACUUUCCCGUUGAAAUUAUUUUGCAUUUCAAGUCUGCUGUCUAUGCAAACAACGACUUGUUUCUGACUCGGACGACUGGACUUCAGGUUGCUACAGUGGUGAGGAAGCUCGCUGUCAAGUAGUAGCCCACUAGCCGGCCACAUCAGCACCGCUGAGAUUAGCCAGCCACGUUAGCAUCAAUUGUUGGUGCUGUCUUGCAGAUAUUCAAUUAUGGCAGACAGUAUCAUGAGCAAGGCUGCUACCAUGGAGAUCCCUAUUAACAGCAAUGGAGAUACAGGGACUCUGCCAGAGGAUGACAGCCUGGAGCAGGAUUUGCAGCAGGUGAUGGUGUCUGGACCUAACCUGAAUGAAACCAGCAUUGUCUCAGGAGGUUAUGGAGGACCUGCAGGGGGCAUCAUUCCUACCAGUUCCAUCAAAGGGCCUGCAGUUCGUUUCAACCCUGAGUAUCUGGACAGAAGACGAGCCCCUGCACCAGGACCAGACAUUCGCAUGAAAUCCAGGGGUGCUGGCUUGCCUCACAGCCAAUCCGCAGCCAGUCGACUUGCACAACAUAGAGACGAGCAACCAGGGUCGUCAAACAAUAACUCUGGUAAUUCCACUGAAGAAGUUUCUCGUGGUGUGGCAGUGGAGAAGUUGGACAGUGUAAAGAAAUGGGGCAUAAAUACAUACAAGUGUACAAAACAGAUGUUCUCUGAGAGGUUUGGCCGAGGUUCAAGAACAGUAGACCUGGAGCUGGAAGCUCAGAUUGACGUGUUGAGAGACACCAAGAGCAAGUAUGAAAACAUCCUAAGACUUGCCACUGCACUCACAAGCCAUUUUAAAAGCAUGGUGGAGACACAACAGGCUCUAGGAGACACCUUCACUGACCUCAGCCAGAAGUCCCCAGAGCUGCAGGAUGAGUUUGGGUAUAAUGCAGAAACACAAAAGCUGUUGUGCAGGAAUGGCGAGGCUCUUCUCAGUGCCAUCAACUUCUUUGUCUCUAGUGUUGACACCCUGGUUAACAAAACAAUGGAGGAUACUCUCAUGACCAUAAAGCUGUAUGAAAAUGCAAGACUUGAGUUUGAUGCCUAUCGUUCUGAUCUGGAGGAGUUGAGUUUGGGCCCAAGGGAUGCAGCUGCCAUGGUCCGCAUUGAGAUGGCUCAGCAUGAUUACCAGAUCCACAGAGACAAAUAUGAAAGGCUGCGUAGUGAUGUCACCAUCAAGCUCAAAUUCCUGGAGGAAAACAAGGUGAAGGUUAUGCACAAGCAGCUGCUUCUCUUCCAUAAUGCUAUCUCAGCUUACUUUGCUGGCAACCAGGAGCAGUUGGAACAAACUCUAAUACAGUUCAAUGUAAAGUUAAAGCCCCCAGGAUCUGACAAGCCAUCCUGGCUGGAGGAGCAGUAAAGAGCGCUCAGGGUUCGGCCCUUUGAGAUGUACAGAGACACGCUGGUCAGUGAAGAACUUGACAUUGUGAUUAGAUGGACAAGAAUGAAAUGCAUUAAGGAGUAUGUUGUAGGAUCGAUUGUGGCCAGUGAUAAAGAAAAACAGGAGGUAUCUCUUUUGUAAUGUUUUUCAGUAUCACGUAUUACAUAGAUGGUACAACAGUUUUAGUUGUAUUUACAUUUUUUUGUUAAGUCACAAAAUUUCCUUUUGUUACUUUCUUAUUCUUUAGGUAGCACAAUCAUUUACAUGAAUAUCACUUCUUAUUUAUGUACAGUAUAGUCUACUAUUGUGGAGAUACCCUUUGGCAGUUUUGCACAUACAUUAUUUUGUUGUUUUUUAAUGUUGUCUAAAGCGUCAUCUUGCAUUUCAGAGUUUAACACAUUGGAGGAAUUUCACAAACCAGAUUAGGAUGUUAGCGGGAUCAUGUCAAAAAUUUAAUCUUCUGAGGUAUUUAUUUUUCUCGGGUAUGCAUGACUGAACCAUGUUCCCCAAAUUUAGUUUUAUGGACUUAAAUCAAAGACAUCAGGAUAUAGCAUACUUUUCAAAACUUUAUGCUUCUAAUAUCACCUUGUGGUAUGCCUACCUGAACAGUCAAUUUAAAGUUUACAUGCAUAGAAGGGAAGAUAUAAAUAGUGAAUAAAGUGAUUUUCUUUCACUUAAUAUACAAUCCAGUAUUAGUUUAAUCUCCGAAAUUUUUGUCCUUGUGAUUCCAGCACAGUUACAAGUAUCUGUCUUGUUUACUCCAGAGUUUACACAUGGAAACAAGCCACAAAACAGAUGUUAUAUUUAGUAACCCAGCAUCAAUAUUGUAUGCUUCGAUGAUCAAUACAAACAUCUGAACUAUCAUAAAGAAAUCAAAAUCAAAAUGUACACAACUAGUUUUUGAGUGUUUGAUUGACUGUGUUUUAAUAGGAGGUACCAGUGUGCAACUAAAAGGCAGCCUUUGAGACUCAUUCUUGAAGUCUCAAACUUUAAAACAAGAACAGUGAAUGAAAAACAUGCAAUCUAGGUAACAAUGCAUAAGUCAGUAUCUCUUUGAGGACAGAAUGUAUGUGUACAUUUUUAUUAUUCUGCUAUUUAUUUACAGAUCUGUUUUAUGACAUAACAUUAUAUGUUAUGUACAUUUCUUUUAAAUGUUAGUCAGCUUAUUGUCUUUGUCAUAUUCUACAUUUCCAGUAAAAUCUGCUGGAUGUUUUGUUUCACAUAACUGUGCCAUCGACACAGGUCUGUUAGUUCCGUAUGGGAAUAUCUCACAGAUUAUGUACAGAAAGCUCACUAUAUAUGUUAUGUGUAUGGCACCACUGAUUAUGUACAUGAUAAUACAAUCUGAUAUAUCUAA